CAUGUUGAGGAUUGCUCCGCUAACAAGAAGAGUGUGCAGUAUAUAAUCAUCCAUCGUCAAGUUCUUGAUUUGUCCACAAUAAGAGUAGAGAGGUCAUGGACAUGAGCCUCGGACUUGGAUGGCCGGAGGCCGGAAAAGGUUCCCUCUUCAUUGUGGUGGCCUUACUGAUCGGCUCCUUCGUGUACCUCUACGCACCGUAUUGGGGAGUGAGGAAAGUGCCGGGGCCGCCGGUGAUCCCGCUCGUCGGCCACCUCCCCUUGCUUGCAAAGCACGGACCAGAUGUGUUUGGUGUUCUCGCCAAGACUUAUGGCCCAAUCUUUAGGUUUCAUAUGGGGAGACAACCUAUAAUAGUCGUUGCUGAUCCAGAACUUUGCAAAGAGGUUGGAAUUAAAAAGUUCAAAAGCAUCUCCAACAGAAGCUUGCCCUCUCCAAUCUCAGGAUCACCUCUACACCAAAAGGGUCUAUUUUUUACCAAGGAUUCAAGGUGGUCUGCAAUGAGAAACACUAUAAUCUCCCUGUACCAACCCAGUCACUUAGCCAGCUUGAUCCCCACCAUGCAAUCUUACAUUGCCUGUGCAGCACAACGGCUCUCUUCAGAAAAUGAAAAUGAACAACAAGGCGUCGACUUUUCCAGUCUGUCCCUCAAACUUGCUACUGACGUGAUCGGGGAAGCUGCCUUUGGUGUCGACUUUGGCCUCACAGCGCCGGCUGACCGGAGCAGCAAAGAUGCUCAAGUCUCCGAGUUCAUCAGACAGCACAUUUACUCCACCACCUCCCUCAAGAUGGAUCUCUCAGGCUCCUUCUCCAUCAUCCUCGGACUCAUUUUGCCAGUGCUCCAAGAGCCAUGGAGGCAACUCCUGAAGAGGAUUCCGGGGACGGCGGACCGGAAGAUGGAGCAGACCAACGCGAAGCUGAGCAAGAGAGUUGGGGAGAUAGUGUCCAAACGGGCCUCUGAGAAGGACAGGGGCUCCAAGGACUUCUUGUCAGCCAUAUUGAAUGCCAGGGAUAGAGAUGGAGGAGCAUCAAGGAGCCUCUUCACGUCUGAUUACAUCAGUGCUCUCACGUACGAGCACCUCCUUGCUGGCUCAGCCACCACUUCCUUCACCUUGUCUUCCAUCGUUUACCUGGUCGCCAAGCAUCCGGCAGUGGAGCAAAAGCUACUCCAGGAAAUCGAUGGCUUCGGGCCUCCAACUCUGCUUCCAAGUGCUGAUGAUCUUCAGCACAAGUUUCCCUACCUUGAUCAGGUGAUUAAAGAGGCCAUGAGAUUUUACACAGUGUCACCACUUAUAGCAAGAGAAACGUCUCAGGAUAUCGAAAUUGGAGGCUACCUCCUCCCAAAGGGUGCAUGGGUUUGGUUGGCACCUGGAGUGCUGGCCAAUGAUCCAAAGUGCUUCCCUGAGCCCCACUUGUUUCGGCCGGAGAGAUUCGACCCCGACGGCGAUGAAGAAAAACGAAGGCAUCCGUAUGCGCACAUUCCGUUCGGAAUUGGACCGAGGGCGUGCAUUGGGAAGAAGUUUUCACUUCAAGAGAUCAAAUUGAGUGUCAUACACCUUUACCGCCAUUAUGUUUUUAGACACUCCCCUCUGAUGGAAUCCCCCUUGGAGUUUCAAUACGGCAUUGUGCUCAAUUUCAAGCAUGGCAUCAAGCUAAAUGUCGUAUCCAGAUCUUUAGCUUAGUGUACACUGAUUAUGUAAUCUCAACUUCUCCAUAUAAAUUACUUUACGUUAA
Molecule: messenger RNA, 1728 nt
Organism: Zingiber officinale
Lineage: Eukaryota; Viridiplantae; Streptophyta; Magnoliopsida; Zingiberales; Zingiberaceae
Product: cytochrome P450 711A1-like
Exons: 5
Coding region: 96-1676 (526 amino acids)
Molecular function (GO): monooxygenase activity; oxidoreductase activity, acting on paired donors, with incorporation or reduction of molecular oxygen; heme binding
Source: RefSeq, a predicted model, not a curated record